UUCAAUUCUAGAAGACAUCUCACGAACUUUCAGAGAGAACAGUUACUUUUUUGCCUUUCAAGAGGAAUAGGUCUUUAAAAUAAAAUAGUCGGCUAACCUCUGCAGGCAUAUCCUUGAAGACUCGUACAUAAAAGGAAAACAUGGAGCAGUGAUUAAUAUUGAAACUACUGAUCAGAUGUAAUGUGAAAUGUGAAACCAACACUCUUCAGAAGUCUAUUUAAUCAAAAACAUUUUAUCCUGCAAAGGGGAGAAAACAAAUUAUUGUUGAUUCCGCAACACCUUGCACUGAGAGAACACUGCUUGGAUACAGAAUGGAUGGGAUAGCUUUCAUUUAUGCUGGAAAUCUUUCCAAUCCCUAUAACUCUUCUGGGGGAAAUUUUACCUGGGGCCAUUAUGAUCAAUGUUACUCUCCGAAUGCCAUGAUUUUUGUGCUGGCACUGAUUUACAGUGCCAUCAUCAUCCUCGGAGUAUCUGGCAAUCUGCUACUGAUCACUAUUGUUAUGAAACAGAAAGAAAUGCAUAAUGUUACCAACAUACUGAUUGUCAACCUAUCAGUCUCUGAUCUGCUCAUCAGUGUGAUGUGCUUGCCCUUCACAUUUGUCUACACUUUUAUGGACCAUUGGAUCUUUGGUGAGGCCAUGUGCAAGCUAAACUCCAUGAUCCAGUGUAUCUCCAUCACGGUCUCCAUCUUCUCUUUGGUGCUGAUUGCAGUUGAGCGCCACCAGUUGAUAAUCAACCCCCGAGGCUGGAGACCAAAUAACAAACAUGCCUACCUUAGCAUUGCCAUCAUGUGGGCACUAGCACUGCUUACAUCUCUACCUUUCCCCCUUUUUCAUGUUCUGACCAAUGAGCAGUUCCAGUACGACCCUAAAUACUCAAAGGAAUUUGCUGGAAAGUACUUGUGUAUUGACCAGUGGCCAUCCGAAAACCAAAGGCUGGCUUAUACUACGUGUCUCCUGGUAAUGCAAUACUUUGCCCCCCUCUGCUUUAUAUUCAUCUGCUACUUUAAAAUAUAUGUACGCCUAAGGAGGAGAAACAACAUGAUGGAGAAGAUGAGAGAAAAUAAAUACAGGGCAGAUGAAAACAGAAGAAUCACUAUUAUGCUAAUCUCAAUUGUGGUAGCAUUUGCAGUCUGCUGGCUGCCCCUCAACAUCUUCAAUGCUGUUUUUGAUUGGAAUUAUGAGGCCAUUAAUAAUUGCCAUCACAACCUGGUUUUCUCCAUAUGUCAUCUGGCAGCCAUGUUGUCCACCUGUACAAACCCCAUCUUUUACGGAUUCCUCAAUAAAAAUUUUCAGAGGGACUUGCGUUCAAUUCUCCACUACUGCAAAUGUAGCCCCAGAGAAGAGGACUAUGAAGCUAUUGCCAUGUCAACCAUGCAGACGGAGAUUUCCAAGAGCUCUCUGAAACAAACAACACAGAUUGCUUGAGAUGAAUUGAUUUCAGAAUCUUGCUCCAGCAGAAUAAACAGCAAUUGGUUCACCUGGCCUAAGCAACCAAAUAUCAUUAAGGAUCAUUCCAUUAUACACUGGCAAAAAGUUUCACACACAAAUUAUAAGUUUAAAGACUAUUAGAUUUUAGCAGAAUUUUUAAAUAGGAGAUUACUUCUAACUUGAUUUUGGUCUAUAUUCCAUUGGGAGUAAAACUGUCCUUUCCCUGAAGAAGACAUUACAAAAAGUAGCUAGAAUGCAGAAACUUCACUAUAUGCAACUUCUAACUCUUUAUUUGUUCUUGGUAUAAGGGAGACUUGGACAAGGCCCCAUUAUAUUGCCUAUCUCUAGUUGCCCUCCAAUAACUUUAGUUAAAUGAUAUCUAUGUUGCAUGUGUUUUAUUUUCAAAGUGUUUGAAAGCAUAAAAGAACUUUGUCCACAAUGAUGUUUGUUUCAACCAAAUUAUGAGAGGAAGAAUGAAGUAGAAGCUUUUAGUUUUUCCGCUAGACGGGUAGGAAACCAAAGGAGAAGCUAAUUCAUUCCGUUCCCAUGUGCCUCCAGCAGCAGAGAACUGGAGGGGUUGUAUUUCUUUUGAGCAGACAAUAGUCCAUGAUGGAAAUCUAAAGGAGGAGAACGUUUUUUGAAAAAGCACUUCAUUUUGCAACAUGCUUUUCCUUUUGCAAGUUUGCUAUUAUAAUGGACAAAGAAAAAAUUGCAGUUUGUUCCAAUAAGUUUUACAAUUUUGUGUGAUAACCAUAGUCUCUUUAACAGUAAAUUGUAUAAUUAUAUUGUC
Carcharodon carcharias (great white shark) is the source of this 2220-nucleotide messenger RNA. It is a transcript of the gene npy1r, whose product is annotated as neuropeptide Y receptor Y1. The record is from RefSeq and is a predicted model, not a curated record. Bases 312 to 1427 code for a protein of 371 amino acids. The transcript has 3 exons. Gene Ontology annotation, cellular component: plasma membrane; neuron projection. Gene Ontology annotation, molecular function: neuropeptide binding; neuropeptide Y receptor activity. Gene Ontology annotation, biological process: G protein-coupled receptor signaling pathway. NCBI's taxonomy places the organism in Eukaryota, Metazoa, Chordata, Chondrichthyes, Lamniformes, Lamnidae.